AUGGCAGCUAAUAAAGAGUUCAAGGUGUUGAUCAUUGGAGGCGGCAAUUGUGGACUGCUCAUCGCCACUGGUCUGAAGAAACAUGGCAUUAAUUACACGGUCUUCGAAAGAGACAACGAAUACGACUUCGUCCACAAACCUCGCGAUUGGGGCAUGUUGCUUCACUGGGGUACAGAGUACUUGUACAAGCCGUUACCAACCCAUCUUCAAGCUCGGUUCAAAGAGCCACGUGUGGAUCCUUCCGUUGAGGUGUUUGACCCGAUUCCGUAUUUUCAUGGUGCUUCGGGCGAGAUUCUGAAAAGAGUGACUACUAAAGAAAUCAAUCGAGUCUCGAGGAAGAAGCUUCGGAAGUUUUUGUCAGAGGGGGAGGAUUUGAAUCUUGAGUUCAACAAGAGAGUUCAAGGCGUCGAGGUCAAGGACGAUAUAGUCAAAGUGACGUUCGAAGAUGGCACGACCGCCACUGGAAACAUGCUCAUCGGCGCCGACGGUUCGAAUUCCAAGGUCCGCGAGUUCCUGGUCGGUCACGACGCAGCUCAAGAAGAAGAGAUCGGCCUCACCACGAUCAACUUCCCCUGGGGCGGCUACACCGACGAACAAGCACGUUUCCUGACAAGCCACCACCCCAUCGUCCAGCUGAGUUUCGCAGAGAACAUGGGCUCCGCCCUCCUCGCCGUCCUAGACACCCCGGAUUCAAAGGACUCCAAGGAGUGGAAGUUCCAGCACUACACGUCUUGGUGGGGACCGCCGUACGCGAAGGACUUGGAGGAUCCUGCUGUGAGGACGAAGUUUUUCAAGGAACGGAUGGCGAGGUGGUGUGAGCCUUUCCGGACGGCUGGCGUGGCUGUGAGCGAUGAUGCGGUGAUUCCUAUCUUUCCUGGACGGCAGUGGGCGCCGACGAUGGAAUGGGAUAAUUCUGGUGGGAAGGUGACUCUGGCUGGAGAUGCUGCACAUUCGAUGCUUCCGCAUCGUGGACAAGGGCUGAAUAAUGCCGUCAAGGACGCUUCAGAUCUGGUCGAUGCGAUCCAAGCUGCUGCAACCGGAUCCAAGUCCCUCAGCGAGGCUGUGACGGCAUAUGAGGCUGAGAUGAAGCCGCGUGGUGCCAAGGAGGUAGCUCUGUCGCUCGAGCAGGCGAAGUCGUCUCGGAACGUCGAGACGUGGAAGGAGAGUGCUAUGGCGAGGGUUGGACACAGUAGAGUGUAG
Molecule: messenger RNA, 1200 nt
Organism: Zasmidium cellare ATCC 36951
Lineage: Eukaryota; Fungi; Ascomycota; Dothideomycetes; Mycosphaerellales; Mycosphaerellaceae
Exons: 4
Coding region: 1-1200 (399 amino acids)
Molecular function (GO): FAD binding
Source: RefSeq, a predicted model, not a curated record